CAGCAGCAGCAGCAGCAGCAGUGGCGGUGGGUGUGGGGGCUGGACAGCUGGGAGUCUGGGAGGGAGGCGGUGUCUGGCAAUGUUUACAGUUGAUAGCGAGCGAGAGGAGAAGAGGAAAGGGACUGAACGCCUGCACCGCUACGCAGAAACCGUGUUUUAUUCCUGCUAGGUUGACGUCACGAGGAAGUGCAGAAGGUGAACUAGGAAAAGCAGAAGAGAAUAUGUGUAGUCAUAGAAAAGUCCGUACGUGGUGGGGCUGAAUGAGGUGGCCCGAUGUGACGCGGCUGAGAGAUCAGCAACUGGAGGAGCGAUGACUGCCUGAGCUGAAUCAGGAAUGUUUGCUGACCGGGCAUGGUGUUAUUGAUUGCCACCACCACCACGAGACGGUGGCCAGCAGCACACGCACACAAUUCAUUCAUUUACCGCGUCACGCUAGAAAGUGCAAUUACGGAGUGUUUUGCCUUCGAGUCCAAGAUGCUUUGUGCUUCAUUGUUUACGGUGGCGAGUAAGUGAAUCUCAGUCACAAACUAAUAUAGUAAGCAAUACGCCAAAGACGGAGUUUGGAGUUUAAAGUUGUCGAAAUUAUUAGUGGCUGGAAUAUUGUUAAACAUCCUCGCUACCAAAAUGGUGCUUUGGAGAGAGAACGCGAACAGUCACUCUCGCAUCAAGUCGCGGAGGAAGUGGUUCGAUCACAGGACAAGCAGGCAUUACUCUGAUGCGAAUAAAAGAUCGACGAGUAGGCAUCCUCAGGAAAAAUGCAAGUCUCGGAUUGUGAAAACAAUGGAGGAAAGUGAGAGACUACAGAAAGAAAUCAGGAAAAUAGAGAAACAAAAUUGUGCCCAGCAGAGGCGCCUUCAAGAACUCGAGAGACUAGUGAUGCAGCUCACGCAAGGCAAGACCCCACAGAUAGUGCCAGGCAUUCCACCAAACACCUUUGCCCUUAACCCAGACACGCCCAGGAUUGUGAGAGAAAAGCAAAGGAAAGAAAUGGUUCCAUCCCUAGCGCACUGUGAGAACCAAGCCUUGGGUUGCAGGACUGAGAAGGAAGAUGCAAUUCCCAGUGACCUUGUAAGUCUCAUGGAAGAGUUUGAUAGAAAUGGUAUUGAGAAUGGUGUGUAUGGGGUGACUCCUUCUCACAGUGUGUCUGAUGCACAAGACACUGAUCUGGAGCAGACGUUAGAUGUGACAAUGCCAAAUGAGGAGGUUUGCAAAAGCACCUCACUUGAAGGUGUCCAUUCGUCACCUCUGCCAGUUUUCAUCACGCCAAGCUACCAAGAUAGCGCCUCUGACAGUUACAGUACCAGAUAUUCCGAGGAGCCUCACCUGUUUCCUCAGCUGUGCUUCACAACUCCUGCCCUCCUUACCUUGGAUGCCUUGAAGGAAACAGAGCAAAGAAUAGAUGAACUGGACAGUGAUCAUGUAAACCAAGAUUUUGAGCACAGCAAAUGGAAUGUUGCCGUUUCCACAGUACCGAUCAGGUCACCAAGAGAUUGUUCAGUUGGCAGUGUACUGAGAAAAAAUAACCCAUUCUCAAACCUUCUAACGUGGCUCCAGCAAACCUCUAAACCCAGUGCAGCACAGCAUAAAGCCUCAGAGAAAGGACGUCUUCAUGCCACGGAUCAGCAUGACUCGUCGGUCUGUAAUGAGCCACCAGGGAGUCGCAGCCCCGGCCAGGACAGCGUUACACAGCACGUGCACAGGUGGAGCCAGUCACUGAGGCUGCCUUUCCUUUCCCCGAUGCCUGAGAGUCUAUACAGUGACAAGGAACCAAGUGCAUCAGAUGAAGAUUUCUUUACUGAGUUGACGUUCAGUCUAGCUGAGAAGGCAAAUGGAGAGACAUCAGAUGAGGAGGAGCUGGUGGUGGAUGAGGCAGUGUCACAUUCAGUGGCUGUGGGACGGCGGCAGCAGCAGAGAAGACAGCGGCAACGCAAUGAGUCUGUGUGUUCUUUUGCUGGCCCCUGUGUGGCUCCUGACUUGCUACUGGCUCCAGACAGCGGGGGGACUGCCAGCCAGGUGAGGGAAGAGGACAUCAUGACAGAGAUUGCUGGGGAGCUGGAUUGUUCCAUGUUGAUUGAGGAACCAGCAGUACCAUCACCAGUAAAGCAAGAGAAAGAAGAGAGAUGGCAAAUGAAAGAAGUGAAAGGCAAGAGGGGACCAUCAACUAUAAAACAAGAGGUGGAGUGCGAUUUGGAUUCCAUAGAUGUGAAAAGGGAGCCUUUAGAGGUGUCUCAAAUAUCCAUACAAGGUGUUGAAGACAUCGAGUCUGACAAAGUUCAAAGACAAGCCAGUGAUAAAGAGGAGACCCAGCAACCUUCUCUAGCUACAGAGAGGAAGGACAUGAAGCUUCCAGCUGGUUCUGUUGUGUUGGCCAUGGUUGAUGAGGCGGGCUCCCUGGUGCCCCUCCCUCAGUUUAAAGUGAACCCGCAAACUCUGACUGAUGCCCUUGACCAUACCCCAGAGGAAGAUGUUGAUGUUGAAACUGUUUCUGAGAAAACUCCAGUUCUUGAGGCUGGUGAUCUAGCCAGCCUUCUUGCUCAGUUUGAGGCAUCAGAGGCUGUCAACACUCCAGACAGUGACAGUCCUAGACCAGAGUGUGCAGCAGCUGGAGUAAACAAGGAAACAGGAGUGCCCACAGACAGCCUCCAGACCCCAAACACAGAGAUCUCUCAACAUAAGAAGACUUUGCAGGCCUCGCCCACGCACCAGAAUAUUAAGGAUGCACUUCCUAAGGAAAUUAUUGAAAAGAUAAAAGCAUCAACUAAGCGGAAAAGCACACAGAUGUUAUCAGAGCCAGUCGCAGUGCGCAAGGGAAGGGGAGCCAAGACAAAGGACUCAAGCAGUUCCCACCGCACCAAAGGGAGCAGAGCACCAGCACAGCAGCCACAGCCACCAGCUGGACCUCAGCAGAGCCAAAAGGACCAGAGAGUGCCACCACCUUUGGACCAUGACUACUGCUGCUCCACUGACAAAACCAAGCGUGGUAAUCGAACAUCCUCAGAUCGUUCGUUCAAUAAGCUGCCAGAGUACUACACCACAAUACCCACGAAAGAUGGUGAUGUCAAGAAAUCUGGGACCACCUCCUCUGAUGAUGGACAAGAUGAUGUAGGGAAGAAAGACAGUGGCGUAGAGUCCGGUGAUGUGAGUGAUGCCAGUGUGGAAAUCGAAGAACGCAAGAAAGAAAGUAAAGAAUUCAAGAUAUCCCAGGAUCCUACCAAUACAUCAGGCGAAAGGAAAAAGGGAGAUAAUGGUGACAAAGCAGAUGUUUAUAACAAAUUGCCUGCCUAUGUAACUGAUAUAAGCAAUGUCAAACCCAGGGAGGAGGAGGUGCAGGAGGAGGCUGGCACUGAAGUGAAAGCUGAAGAGAAGGAGCCUGACAUCCAAAAACAGCAGGAAACCAAGAAGCACAAACGGAAACUGAAUCUCUCUGAAUACCGGCAGAGAAUUAAGAGUGCCCAGAACAGCAGGUGUCCCUCUCCUGCUUCCUCUACCACCAGCACUAUUGCCAACAGUCCCCAACAAGCCACUGAGGCUGUUGAGGGGACACAAAUCCCCACUCAGACCAUGGCUGAGGAGCAGGAUGUCCAGGACCCACCUCAGGAGCCUGAAACUGCUCCCAAAGAGGAAAUGGAAGAAGGUGAGCUGGAGGGAGACUCUGAGCCUGAGAUUCUGACCAGAGUGAAUCCUGGCACUAUAAACAAUGAAGGCUCUUCAGAGGUCAUUCCUGUACGUCCAGACUCCAAAAUCAAGAAUGGUGAAAACACACUAGGAAGCCUGGUGUUUUUCAAAAACUCAUCCACCAAACCUGACACACACUGGAAGGCAGGAUCCCACCAAGGCUUGUCCUCCAGAAGAUGGUCAUCUUCUAGCAGAAGCAGGAGUCGAAGUAGAAGUAGAAGUCACAGCAGGAGCCCAGUCCUCAACAAGAAGAGGCACUCUCACAGACACCACCGUUCUUCCCGCAGCAAGAGGAGGAGCUACAGGGGAUCCCGUUCGUCACAGUCUCCCAGGCCAUGGAGGAGGUGGUCAAGGUCACGCUCUCGUUCUAGGUCAAGAGGCAGUUCCUCUUCCUCAUCCCACAGUCACAGUUACUCCAGCUCCAGAUCUAGAUCAAGGUCCCGCUCACGGUCCUGCUCUUCCAAGACCAGAGACAGGUGGGGUUACUGGCGCUGGGGUUCAAGCAGGAAGAGACACUCGCCCAGUGGGUCACGGUCCGGCUCAUCUCACUACAGAGGUGGACGGUCUCGGUCUCGGUCUCGGUCUCGGUCCCGAUCACCUAUUUGGAGGGGUGCAGGACACUCUCGCUCACCCUCCCGUAGCCUUUCCGGCAGGUCCAGGAGGCCGGAGGAUGAGAACAGAGUGAAACAGGUGGAGGAACGGCGGGUGAUAUACAUUGGCCGUAUUUCUGAGGGGACCACCAAGGCAGAGUUACGGACACGUUUUGAGAAGUAUGGUACCAUUGUUGACAUUAGUGUCCACUUCAGGGAACAUGGAGACAACUAUGGCUUUGUCACGUACAAAAACCGGGAUGAAGCCUACUGUGCAGUUGAACAUGGAAACGACGAUCCAAAACUUCCUCGUUAUGACCUCUGCUUUGGGGGCCGACGGGCCUUCUGCAAGGUGUCCUACUCUGACCUGGAUGCUGAGCCUGCUGAAUCCUAUGAAGGGGGACUAAUUGCAAGACAAGCCGACCCAUUAGACUUUGACUCCCUCCUGCGAGCAGCAAUGAAGAGAAAUAUGCGAUGACCUUGGUGCUGCAUAGUCUUUUUCUCUUUAGCGUUGAUGUUUAUUAGUUGACCAAUGACUUGUGUUUGUAGUACCUUUUGUCUCUCACCCUUAGGGGUUUCCUGUAAUGCAGCAGUUUAUCAGAUAACAAAGGACAUCUUCAUCUCUUGAAGGUAAUCAAAUUCUGUAUUAUUUAAUAAUUCUGGUUAUCAUCAUCAACUAUUCUAGUUUGCUAUUUUAAAUAUUUGUUCCAUUAUCUUCAACUAAAACUAUUGCCAAAAUUAUGACAGCAAAGUUUUAGGUCUUCUUUCAAGUGGGUGAACACCACAGACCCAGAAAGGUCGUAGUGUACAUAAUCUUAAAGCUUUACAAUGAACAUUAUGGGAAUUAGAUAUUUGGUGUUGCUCAAAACUCUUGAAAUUUUUUUUAUUAUUAUUGUUCAUAAUUGAAUUUUCUUUAAUUCAUAAGUAAUUAAGCACACUUUGUUCUAUUUGCAUCUUUGAAUUGUUUUGUGAGGCAAGAUAACUAACUAACUGCUACCUACCUAGAUAUUGUGAUAAUUUGUAUCUCUUCUGUCCAUCCUACAGGCUGAUUUCACAGAACAGUGACUAUAUUGUGCUUUUUUUCCUGUGGUGCUGUAUUUGGUGGGAUGUAUUUUAUAAGUAAGAAAAGAAAAAUAGCACAGUCAAUCUUUGUCCCCUUGCAGCCACACACGUGUGAUGUGAAGAGUGAAUGAUACCAGUUUGUUGAUUUACACUUAUGAGUGUAAUACGUUCUUAAUUGGCUCUUUCAUCUGGAGCAUUUAUAGCCUAUCAAACAUUAUUACCAGGUUACAUUGGUCUGAAUACUGCAUUGUUUGGAAUACACAAUUGCCUUAGGCUAGGCUGAUCUGGAGAGCACACCCCUGCUUCCUACCUUUCACCAAGACAACUGAAUGGUGAGUAUUCUUGCUGCUUGCCAGUAUAUAUAUAUAUAUAUAUAUAUAUAUAUAUAUAUAUAUAUAUAUAUAUAUAUAUAUAUAUAUAUAUAUAUAUAAUACACGGUGGAUUCAAUACUUGAACUUAAUUAAUUCCAGAUGGCUGUUCGAGUGUCAAGUUCGACUAGCAAUACCUAUAAAUCAGGUUAUUCGUUCUGAUCUUAGCAAUUUUAAAAAAUUUUCAAUGUAAUUUUUUUUUUUUAAUUUGAUUUGUACAUACUGUAAGUGAAGGUUGGUGAUGUAUAACAUAGAAGAGGAAAAGAGAAGGGUGGAGAGGGUAAGGUUGUCAGAGGACAAGUCACCAUCCAUGAAAACAUCUGGUGUGAUUACUGUAAACCCACUAGUGGAGGGAUGUGGCUCACUAAUCUUUGCACUUUCACUAGAUUCCUUAUUUUCACCUCUAAAGGCUUAUUAAAGUUUCUAAAUGAAAAACUACCAACAGAACACAGAAGAAUGUGGUUUUUGUCAAGACUGCGGCAGGACUAGGGAUGCGCACCGGUUUAUCGGGUAAUAUGGUAUCAGAACGGGACAAUAGUGGUGUUGGAGAGGGAGAGUCCAGAGCUUUGUUUACAACCAUGUGUGCGGCCAUUCAAUUACCAGAUAUUUUCACCACUAAUAAGCCUUUGGAGUUAAUGUAAGUUUAUAAAUGAAAAAUUACAGACAAAACGCACGAAUGUUAUUCUGAAGACCGCAGCAGUACAACUGGCAGAGGGUGAGGGAGAGGAUAAGGAGCCUUUGUUUACAUGUGGACAUUUGACUAUCAUGUAUUUUUUUAAGUAUUAAAUCGAACUUUUGUGUUCAAGUAUUGAAAAGUUAGACCAUUAAGAUGUCUCCACUAUAUAUAUAUUGGCAGCUGAACAGAAAGCGGGGGAGGCAGAGGCCUUGACUUCCAAAUCAUCGAGGCCUGUAGAUACUCAACAGUUGAGUUCACUAAUGGAGAAUUGUGGUCCACAAACACUUAUGACAACUACACUCACUGCAGCUCUUUCCAGCCUCUUGGGGAAUCACAGUCCCUGCCAGAGACUCUUAAGUAUUAGUAUUUGUCAUUUAAAGAGAGCUUGUGAACAAAGAUGUCAAAAAUUCUGUACAUAGUAAUCUGCUUCAAUAAUGCCAAAUGUUACUCAUUACUCUGGUUAGAAUAAUUUAAUGCAGUCUCGUCAAGAGUGUUAAUAUCGUUUCAGUUACUUGUACGACAUAAGUUGAAUUUUGUCAGUUUUUAUAUUUGAAGUGGCCUGAUUCUGCCAUAUGACGUGAUGAUGUGCCAUAGGGAGUUGUUACUGUUUCUUGUUGAAGAGUGGGUGCAGCAGUGCACCUUGAUAUUGAGAGUAUGUACAGGUUCAUCUGUGACUGGUUUUGUACCAUAGUUUUACAAUAUUUAGUGAGUGAGAGAAUGACAAGUAGCCACAUACUUAUGCACAUAAUUUCCUCUAUAAUUAACACUUUAAAGCUUCAAAACUAAAGUAAGAUGUGAUAAAGCUCGUGAUAAAUGGUAUGCUUGUUUUUAUAAUGGGCAGUUUUAAGAAUUAUUUGGAACAGAUAGCAUAAACUUGCAAGGAAUGUUAGUUUUCAUUGAAGGGAAAUCUUACCAUAUACAGUUCUAAGUAGAGAAGGUUAGAGCACAAGUCAUGCAGCUAAGACAUGUUUCCAGAUGAUUAUUAAGUAGCAGAUUUAGCAAUGCUUAAUUUACAUCUGCACUAAAGUCUUUAAACACUGUACAUAAUCAGGCAUGUCGUCUUUAAUACAAAUUACAAUAAACAAAAUUUCCACAUGACAAUUUUAGUAGUGGUACAACGUCAAAUGUUCUAGGCAUCAGAGGGCAACUCCAAUACUAGUGGGGGUUUUUGGCUUAAAAGCACAUAGAGGAAAACAAAGUCCAAACACUGAUAUGGUUUGCUCAUCUGCAUUAAACUCCCAAUAUAGUGUAUAGCUUUCUUUAAAAAAAAAGUAAUGGAACACUAACUUUGGUUAAAUAAUAUAAAAUGGCUUGGUGACUGACUGUUGCUGGAGCAGAUAUCACAUGUUAAGAGAUUCAGUGUUUGUGGCACAGAACAGUAUCACAUAGACAGCAAGACUAAUCUGGCUAAAGUAAUAAAUUUAUUGUAGUCUGGUUAGAGAAGUAAUUAUUAUAUUUAUUUUGAGCCUUUGUUGCCAGUUUUACAACUUUACAUCUAUAUUGUUGAAUAUAUAAUGCUUGAAACACUUGAGUUAGGGUUAGAGGUUAAUUCUAAAUUCAAACAAAUCAAGAAAGGCUGCAUCUGACCACACACCAUUCUAGAUAUAAAAGUUAACACUAUCAUCCUUCCCUGCCACUGAUUACAAAAAUGUGGCAUAACUGUAAUAGAGUAUGGCAAACAAGGCAUUAAAAUUUCACUGUAGCAUAACUAAUUUAGUAAACAAGGCUUAAAUUGAAAUCAAUAGUGAGCCUGUAAUAUUAUAUUAACUAUUACCUGAAUAUGUAGCAGAUGGUGUAAGGCCAUUCUGAUGAUAUUAAUCCUGACAAACUUUUAAUUUUAUUUUAUUAAUUUCCAUUCUCAUAAUAACUGCAAAUUUGGAUGAACUUCCGUACUGAGUGAUUGUAUUUCGGGUUUUUGAACUUUGACUACAAGACUUUUUUAAGAUUAAGUUCUGAAGAAAUAUAUUGAAGGGAAGGUGAAGGCAAGUAACCCCCUCUUCAUGGGUUUGUUGCUGUUGAAACUAGUAACAUAAUUCAUUCAGAGUUAAAUUGUUAUUGUGAUGUACAUGAGUAAGUGACUACUGUACUGUACAUGAUAGCAUUUUAAGGCCACAUGAAGAUAUUAAUUAUUGCAUAUUACCCUUGAAGGAGUUGAUUUUGUUACUUUUAUACUUUUUUCAGAAUACUUUUUGCCUGUAAGAAGGCACCAUGAAUACCUAACGAUGGAUGCUGUGUGCACCAUUACUCUCAUGUUGCUGUAGUGUAUCUUAUGCUUCUCAAACAGGCUGCCUCUGGCUGUGAAGUGUUUGGAUUAAUCAGGUGGGCUGUGUAGUGACAUUGAGAGGCCUAAGGUUGUGAAGCCUGUGGGAGAUGGAAGUGCCUACCUUUGAUUAUCAAAAGAUGUGGAUAUUUAUUUAUAAAUGUUUCAUGGUUUGCUAAUGGUAGGAACAUAGGCAGUUUGUCUGCAUUCAUUUAUUGCAUGCCUUACUUUAAUUUCUUGAAUGGUAUAGUCGUACUACCAAAAAGGAAAUAUGUAAUAAUAUAGGAAAAACCUAAGACAUUUGAUUUUUAUUUCUUCAAAAUUUAUUCUAAUGUCAAAUUAUCUUCACUCAGUUCAAAUUUGAAUUCAUAAAUUCUGAAUCUUAAAUCCACCUCAUAUGAAGAGCCCCAUGCAAUAGGGGCCAACAUGCCACUAUUGUAGUUUUGAAAGGUUUAGGGUUAACUUUGAACAAUUGUAGCACAUAGAAAAAGGCGUAACUAUAAAGUAUCAUACAUCAAUGGAAAGCCUAUACUGUGAGUUUACCUGAAAGAAAGAAAUAAACCAAAAACCCACAAAAAGAAAAAAUGGGUUUCCUUGGAUUGCUGCCCAAAUCAGACCACAGGUAACUGGUACUAUGAAUAUAGCUAUCAAAAUUUUGUGGGUUUUUACAAUGUUGUGUCAGUAAUAAAGGCAUUAUUCAUUGACACCAUCACUGUUGGGCAUAUUACUUAACAAUGAAUGUGUAAGUUGCUUAUGUGGUGCUGGAUGGAAGGAUGGAGAGGUUAAUAAUAAUAAAUCCAGGACUAAAGAACACUAAAUGAGAUGAUAAGAUGAGUGCAUGUACACAGCACAGACUGAGACUCAUGGUUGCCACACCACUAAUUGGUCGAGAGUGGGGCGUGGUAUCCCAACCAUGCUCACAUUAGCUGCCUGCCUAUGUUAGUUGAACUCUAUUGCCCACUAAAACUUGAUCCAUCUAGUUAUUUCUAGCUGCUUUCUAUACACCAAAGUUAGCAACGCUCAGCCUGGUGUAGCUCUGCUAUAAGGACGAUUAUUGAAAUUUGAUUUUCACCACAUUUCAUCAAUAGUUGGUCUGGUGGAAAACACAAAGAGCUCAAUUUUGGUGGUGGUGGUGGUGUUGACCCCUAUCGCACAAGGCUCCUCAUAUACUCUGAUGGUUAUUCCAUUUCAAUUUUGUACACCUAUUUUUGUAUAUUUUUUAAACCAAUGACAAAACAGUCAUCCUCAGUUAAGAGACUAAGGUGGAAAUUAUUGUAUGAUAAAAGUAUUAUUGUUUGUUGUUAUGGGUGUAAAGGAAAAGCCUUGAAAUGCUUUGUUUCUACUGAAAACUGCUUCAGUGACUCGUAUAAGUGUGACGAGUGUUCCUGUGUUGUAUAAUAGCAGGGUCUUGCUUUCAAGGCAGGGUGGUCAAAUAAAGAUUGUAUAUACAAACA
This is a messenger RNA of Portunus trituberculatus (swimming crab), 10085 nucleotides long. RefSeq names its product serine/arginine repetitive matrix protein 2-like. Gene Ontology annotation, molecular function: RNA binding; transcription factor binding. Gene Ontology annotation, cellular component: nucleus. Bases 625 to 4743 code for a protein of 1372 amino acids. Lineage: Eukaryota; Metazoa; Arthropoda; Malacostraca; Decapoda; Portunidae. The record is from RefSeq and is a predicted model, not a curated record. The transcript is spliced from 13 exons. Gene Ontology annotation, biological process: positive regulation of transcription by RNA polymerase II.